CUCAAGGGCCAUACGGGCUGGGUAUUGUCAGUAGCUUUCUCACCCGACUCGACCCUCGUGGCCUCAGCCUCUCGCGAUGAGACCAUCCGGCUCUGGCGCGUUAAUGAUGGCACCUGCAUGCAAGAGCUCAAGGGCCAUACGGACUGGGUAUGGUCAGUAGCCUUCUCGCCCGACUCGACCUUGGUGGCCUCGGCCUCUCGCGAUCAGACCAUCCGGCUCUGGCGCGUUGAUGAUGGCACCUGCAUCCAAGAAAGUCCUGUUUUAUCACCUGGCAACAUCACUAUACCUUUUACUAACGGUCUCUCUGGCGUUGGGAUUAGUGAAGAUAAGUGCUGGAUUAUGUGGCAGAAAAAGCGACUUCUUUGGUUACCAGCGCCAUUUCGUCCUACCUGUUCCAAGGUAUCUGGAUUGUCUGUUAUUAUUGGCUGUAGCUCGGGGAGAGUGAUUAUUAUGAGAUAU
Molecule: messenger RNA, 459 nt
Organism: Ilyonectria robusta
Lineage: Eukaryota; Fungi; Ascomycota; Sordariomycetes; Hypocreales; Nectriaceae
Product: WD40-repeat-containing domain protein
Exons: 2
Molecular function (GO): protein binding
Source: RefSeq, a predicted model, not a curated record